Molecule: messenger RNA, 1986 nt
Organism: Scleropages formosus (Asian bonytongue)
Lineage: Eukaryota; Metazoa; Chordata; Actinopteri; Osteoglossiformes; Osteoglossidae
Gene: mest
Product: mesoderm specific transcript
Exons: 12
Coding region: 327-1466 (379 amino acids)
Biological process (GO): acylglycerol catabolic process
Cellular component (GO): membrane
Molecular function (GO): monoacylglycerol lipase activity
Source: RefSeq, a predicted model, not a curated record
CGAGACAGCCGUAUGUUUCGGGUUAUCCGUGUCACCGCGCUGGACUGUGACUCUCUCUGUCACGAUUUUUAUCCCUCCGUCCUCAGCACUGUCCACAUCCAGCACGUGGGAGGGGCGCGGAGGGGGGAGGGGUGUCCACCUCAAGCUUGACCUGAAAACCCAGAGAAAGUGGGAAUUCAAACAAUAUUUUACGAUUUACGCGAACCGUAAAAACGUGAGCCACGUGGCACGUGCUCGGCUGAGGGCGCGCGCCUCGCAAGUGCUGGCGCCACUUCCUGGGCUGCGAUCAGAGCGAGGACUGCUGCGCCCCCCCGGGACCCGGCAGGAUGAAGGAGUGGUGGCUCCAGGUGGGGCUGCUGUGUGUGCCGCUCAUCGCGGUCUACCUGCACAUCCCCCCACCCCAGCUGUCCCCGGCCCUGCAGGGCUGGCGAACCACAGGAGCCUCCUUCACCUUCAAGGGCCACAGCAUCUUCUACAGAGAAUCGUUUGGCGUUCUGGGGAGUUCCGACGUGGUGAUUCUCCUCCAUGGGUUUCCCACCUCCAGCUAUGACUGGCACAAGAUCUGGGACCCCUUGAGUCAACGCUUCAACAGGGUCAUUGCGUUGGACUUCCUGGGCUUCGGCUUCAGCGACAAGCCUCGCCCCCACCGCUACUCCAUCUUUGAGCAGGCCAGUGUCGUGGAGGCCCUGGCCUCCCACCUGGGCCUGUCCAAUCAGAGGGUCAACCUCCUGUCCCAUGACUAUGGGGACACUGUGGCCCUGGAGCUGCUUUACAGGAGCAACCACAACAAAACAGGGCAUCUGAUGAUCAACAGCGUCUGUCUGUCCAACGGAGGCAUUUUUCCAGAGACGUACUAUCCAAGGUUCCUACAGAAGUUGCUGAAGGACUCUGGCUUCCUGUCCCCAGUGCUGACGAGGCUCACCAACUUCCUGCUCUUCUCGCGAGGCAUGAGGGAAGUGUUCGGCCCUUACACCCAGCCCUCGGAGGCCGAGCUGUGGGACAUGUGGACGGGACUUCGCUUCAGUGACGGGAACCUGGUCCUGGACAGCAUCCUGCAGUACAUCAACCAGAGGCUGAAGCAUCGGGAGCGUUGGGUGGGGGCUCUCACCUCCACCCUCAUUCCGUUGCACAUGAUCUAUGGGCCACUGGACCCAGUAAACCCUCACCCUCAGUUUAUUAGCUUGUACCGCUGGUGCAGAGGUCCACAGUGUCCAUUCUCGAUGAGCAUAUCAGUCACUACCCUCAGCUGGAGGACCCCGCUGGCUUCGUCAAUGCCUAUCUCAACUUCUUCAACUCCUUCUGAUGAGCCUCCAUCCAGACUGAGCAACUGCAGAGUUACCAAUGGGCUCGUCUCCUCAAGUAUCCUUCCGUCUGAGUCCUUUGGUCUCGCGCAGGUUAGACAUUGCUGUCUUGCUCCCAGAGGUGGCCGCCAGGGAGGAGAAAAUAAAAAGGCAAACAUUCACUAAAAAGUAGGUAAUUUUUUUUUUUUUUUUCCCCCCAUCUAAAAUGUGAACGAGUUCUUCCAGACCACUGUACAGAGAUCUGUUGUGAAGAAAUGAUGACGUGUGCAUCAUGCGCAUCAUGCUUACUUCAGCCUAGCAGUGUUGCAAAUGAGAAAUGAAUGUUUUCUGCAGUGAUGGGAUACGUGUCUGAAAAUAUUUCCCGGGGCACACAAGCAAGCCCACUAGCAAUACUGUGCAUAUCAAGAAAAGAUUUAAUUCUUUGAUGCUUUGUAGGGUCAUGGUUAAGAUGGGAGACUUUUAGAAAAGCCCUUUAUGAAUGUUAUAUGAGCAAUUUUUGCAAAUAUCCUUUUUGAACUGUAAAAACUGGUAAAUGAUACAAUUGUAUUUUAUGCAAAUUAAACUAGUUUUUCAGAAAUGUUUUUUUGCCUUUCUUUUGACUAAAUUUAACUUCGAAAACUGUGCUUUCUGCAGUCACUAGGUGUGGUCCUUUACCUUCAUUCACAAAAGACAGUUCCCUAAAGUG